AUGAGAGAAUUAGAACGAAUUAAACGAAUUAUUGAUCUUGUAUCACAAUUAUGGACAUAUGAUCAUACUUUAACAUUAGGAAGACUUUUAGAAAAAUGGAUUUGGACAGAUUGGAUGGCAUCGAGAGGCGAUAUUUUUCAUCCUGAAGAUACUCAAACUGAACAACGUUUGCAUGAGUCUAUAAAAAGAGCGCAAGCAUCAUUAUCAUCUACUUCUGAACUAACUCAACUCCAAAAAGAUGUCAUUAAUAAAAUUGCAGAGCUUUGGCCUCAGGUACCUGAUCAACGUUUUGGACAAUUUCUUUCCAAUUAUGCUUUUGGUCAUUUUAUGAGUCAUCCACCUAAGACAAUGCUUCAUCAAAGUGAUGAAACUAUUCUUCAAGCAUUACAACAAUGUACUUUGAAAUAA
Messenger RNA from Adineta steineri, 408 nucleotides. Lineage: Eukaryota; Metazoa; Rotifera; Eurotatoria; Adinetida; Adinetidae. The record is from the annotation of a GenBank genome assembly.